This is a messenger RNA of Quercus lobata, 624 nucleotides long. RefSeq names its product septum-promoting GTP-binding protein 1-like. The record is from RefSeq and is a predicted model, not a curated record. NCBI's taxonomy places the organism in Eukaryota, Viridiplantae, Streptophyta, Magnoliopsida, Fagales, Fagaceae. The transcript has 7 exons. The coding region runs from base 1 to 546 and encodes 181 amino acids. Gene Ontology annotation, molecular function: GTP binding; GTPase activity.
AUGCAUGUUGGAAAACAAUAUCUGAACGGUAUUCAACUUUAUGUACAAUCACAAGUUUAUCUUGCUUUCUUCGUCAUUUUCACUUUAAGAGGAGAGAGAGAGAGAGAGAGAGAGAGAGAGAGGCUUUUGUUGGGUGAUUACCAGAUUGGUAAAACAAGCUUUUUGAUCAAGUAUGUGGGAGAUGAGCAGGAAAAGAGAAACUUGGAGAUGGCAGGAUUAAAUUUGAUGGAUAAAACUUUAUCCGUACAAGGUGCCCGGAUUUCAUUGGAAAUAUGGGAUGUGGGAGGUGACCACAGAUCACUGGACCAUGUUCCAAUGGCUUGUAAAGAUGCAGUAGCAAUUUUGUUUAAGUUUGAUCUUACUAGCCGGACUACACUAAAUAGUUUUAGUGGAUGGUAUAAUGAAGCAAGAAAAUUUUUGCAGACUGCAAUUCCCAUAAUAAUAGGAACAAAAUUUGAUGAUUUUGUUAGGCUUCCCCCCGAUUUGCAAUGGACAAUUGUGACUCAGGUAAUUAAAUAUUUCCCACAAAAUUGUUUCAUUAGAUAGUUUAUUUUGGAUAUCUUUUCUAAAGUGGGAUCCAAGUCCAACCCAAUUUAACAAAUGGGGUUUUGAUAAGUUACAUUA